ACCGGGCUAUUUGUCCAUUUCAAAACCUUUAUACUGUUAUUGGAAGAAUGCAUGGUAAUACUCAUAAGCAUUCUGGUUCAAAGAAAACCUUUGAUGUGAUAAGCAAACAAUAUGCUUACAUUCCUCAAUCCUUUAUAAAGGUAUAUGUUGCUCAAUGUACACAAUGUUGUAUAAGAAGAAAUUUUUCUGCUCCUGUUAUCAGAGAGAUCAUUAUUUUAAAAAAAUUCUUGCAACAUGUGCAAGUAGAUCUUGUUUCAUUUGAGAAAUAUCCAGAUAAGAAAUACCAGUAUAUUGCACACCUUCAGGCAGCAGAAGUUGCUGCAUUCCUAUUGUCUGUUUUUACUGUCUUUGGGCCUCCAUACAUUUUGCAAAGUGAUAAUAGGAGGGAAUUCACUGCUCAAAUUAUUUAUGAACUUCUCAGUUUAUGGAAAGAAAUCUAUAUAAUAAAUGGGCAUCCUUGCUAUCCUCAAUCGCAAGGUAUAAUCGAAAACUCUAACAAGACUUUGAAGAAUGUUCUCUUUGUAUGGAUGGAAGACAAUAAUCAAAGAGAUUGGGAUACUAUGAAUAUUUGUCGCUCUAGACCUACCAAUUAUACACUAUAUGAAUUAGAAGAUUUGCCUGAAGGUAUUAUCAAGAAUGAGGAAGAUUCUGAAAAUGAAGAUAAUAACUUAUCUGAUAAAUAUGAAGAUUUCAAUGAAAUCACUCAAAUUAAUAAUAUGGAAAGAGAUAGUGCUUCACAGUCUUUGAUAGUAGCUUCUCCAUCAAGUUCACGAUCUUUGAUACUAUUUUCUGAUAUUUUUCAAGAAGAGGAUAGUACUAUAAAAGAAAAUAGUACUUUACAAACAAAUAAAUCUUCGUUAAUAACUUCUGUUCUAGGAGAACACAAAUUAGAAAUUUCUGCGCAAGAUAAUUUUACAAGUAAUCAGAAAAGAAUUACAAAAGAUAAGGAAAAUCAAAAUUUUAUUAAUUCAAAUAAUUCAAAUGAUUAUGUUCCUUCAAAAAAACAUCGUAUUCGAGUUAUUCAAGAAGUUUCAAAUAAUCUAACUUCUCAGCAUAACAUUUAUUGGCAAGUUGCAAAUAAAAAUCUUGAAGACUAUUGUUCCAAAAUGAAACACCAGAUGCAUACAAAAUACAAUAUUCAUGAAUAUGUUUAUGAAGUUGGUGAUCUAGUAAAAAUUCAAGUUGCCAAAAUUGACUGUGGCCCUGGUGAUCAUUGUGCACUCCCUUGCAAAGUGUUUGCAGUGCUUCUCAGAAAUAUGUAUCGCCUUGUAUAUCGAUUUGGCAUUCUUGACCAAGCAUUUUUAGCUUGUGUGGUUUUACUACUUGGACCAAAAGAAUAUCCAGAGUUGGAUAAUCCUCCAACCAACACAACUGUUAGUAUAAUUAAAGCAGCAAAAUUGCAAUCUAAUACUCUUGCUAGUAAUAAAGUAUGCAAUUGUAGAGGUGACUGUUUUACAGCAAGAUAUAUUUGCAAAAAAGCAAAUAUUGUAUGUGAAAGUGGAUGUUAUCUGAAGAAUUCAAAGUGUAAGCACCAAGCUUAA
Messenger RNA from Dentiscutata heterogama, 1541 nucleotides. NCBI's taxonomy places the organism in Eukaryota, Fungi, Glomeromycota, Glomeromycetes, Diversisporales, Gigasporaceae. The record is from the annotation of a GenBank genome assembly.